Molecule: messenger RNA, 1476 nt
Organism: Camelus dromedarius (Arabian camel)
Lineage: Eukaryota; Metazoa; Chordata; Mammalia; Artiodactyla; Camelidae
Gene: C4H2orf76
Product: chromosome 4 C2orf76 homolog
Exons: 9
Coding region: 404-784 (126 amino acids)
Source: RefSeq, a predicted model, not a curated record
AAUGGCCCGCGGGGCAGAGUUGGUGUGGGGCGGAAGCUGAGGAGCUUAGGCUCUUAAAUUUGUUUCUUUAGAUCUUGUGUCCGGCGUGAAGAGGCCGGAAGUUGGGCUGCUGGACAGCUUUCAGGCUUGGGGAGGGCGAGUGAGUCCCGCCCCUCUCAGGGGACUAGAGGUGGACCCUCUGGGGAUGGUCCCUGGAGAACCGCGCGAUGGUGGGAAGCUGGACUGGUCCCCAGAAAUGCGAAGCCGAGGCCUCUUCCUGUGAACAUGUUGUGUGACCUGCCGGUGGCCGUAGUUUGCAGCCCUGACUUUUCAAUCUAUCUGUUCUCCUUGGGCACAAAUGUGACUGAUUCCCUAGAGUACCUCCCUAUGAAUGAAAUUGCUGCAUUGAAAGGAGUUUCUUCACAUGGCUUCCGAAGAAGUGACCAUUACAGUUCGCCUCAUUCGUUCAUUUGAGCACCGCAACUUCAAGCCUGUAGUAUAUCACAGAGUUCAUUUGGACCAAACUGUAAAGGAAUUUAUAGUAUUUCUAAAGCAAGAUAUCCCUUUAAGGACCAGCCUGCCACCACCAUUCAGAAAUUACAAAUAUGAUAAACUAAAGAUUGUUCAUCAAGCACAUAAAUCAAAGACGAACGAACUUGUGUUGAGUUUGGAAGACGAUGACAGACUCCUGCUAAGGGAAGACAGCACCCUGAAAGCCGCUGGAAUCGCCAGUGAAACUGAAAUUGCAUUCUUCUGUGAAGAAGACUAUAAGAACUACAGAGCUAAUCCCAUCUCAUCCUGGUGAAAACCUCACAGGGGCUUCCUUUUUGCAUACUUGUAUUAAGCUCUUUAUUCCACUGUGCUGCUAUGAACAUUGGGAUGCAGGUGUCUUUACUUUGCCCAGGAGUGGGAUUGCUGGAUCAUAUGGUAGCUGUCCAGUUUUCCCAGGACCACAUAUUGAAGAGACUCUUUUCUCCAUUGUAUAUUCUUGCCUCCUUGGUCAUAAAUUAAUUCACCAUAAAUGUGUGGGUUUAUUUCUGGGCUUUCUAUCCUGUCCCAUUGAGCUAUGUGUCUGUUUUUGUGCCAGUACCAUACUGUUUUGCAUACUGUAGCUUUAUAGUAUAGUCUGAAGUCAGGGGACAUGAUUCUCCCAGUUUUGUUCUCAUUUUUUAAGACUGUUUUGGCUAUUUGGGGUCUUUUGUUUUUCCAUACAAAUUUUAACAUUUUUUUUUCUCUGUAAAAAAUGUCAUUGGUAAUUUGAUAGGGAUUGCACUGAAUCUGUAUAUUGCCUUGGGUAGUAUGGCCAUUUUAACAGUAUUGAUUCUUCCAAUCCGAGAACACAGUAUACCUUUCCAUCUGUUUAUGUCAUCUUCAGUUUCUUUCAUCAGUGUCUGAUAGUUUUGGGAGUACAGGUCCUUUGCUUCCUUGGGUAGCUUUAUUCCUAGGUAUUUUAUUCUUUUUGAUGUGAUGGUAAUAAAUGUGCAUUUUAAAGCAUUA